This is a messenger RNA of Anopheles cruzii, 739 nucleotides long. RefSeq names its product probable G-protein coupled receptor 158. The transcript has 2 exons. NCBI's taxonomy places the organism in Eukaryota, Metazoa, Arthropoda, Insecta, Diptera, Culicidae. The coding region runs from base 14 to 382 and encodes 122 amino acids. The record is from RefSeq and is a predicted model, not a curated record.
CGUAGCCGUUUCAAUGAACAUGCUACAGUUGGAUGUUAACCAGUGCCCGGAUAAUUAUUAUGAGCCGAAUGCAUUCAAAAACACUCAUAAAUGCGACGUGAAGUCUUCAUAUUGCGUACCAAUCCUGGGCCGUGGCUACGAGACGGGCGGCUAUAAGUGUGAAUGUCUGCAGGGAUUCGAGUAUCCGUACGAAGAUUUGAUCACCUAUUACGACGGCCAGUUGGUGGAGGCUGAGUUUGAUAAUAUCGUGCAAGAUAAAGAGUCGCGUUAUGACACGUUCAAGUGCCGUCUGGCUGGAGCUGCUGCGCUGCAAGUAGAGCUUACGAUACUGGUCUUUGUGACACUGUUCGGUUGGAUAAUGCUGCGCAGGAACCAGUGCUAGCAGUAGAGUUUGUUCAUGCCACGCACACGAUUUGUGGCUUCAUUCCAGACAAAUCUCUUUUAUGUAUCAAUCAUAUGACCUUGUAGGAUAUCCCGUUCGCAAAUGAAUCUCCGACAUUAGACCAUAGAAACGAUACUUUUAAUACGAUACUGUUAAGUGCUAAAACGCCGUCCAAUCAAAAACCGUGUUCUUAAUUCUGCCGUCCAACAAUAAUACCUUAAGUAACUUGAUAUGCAAAAUGUGCUAGGAAAAAGAGGAUAGUGAAUCUGUCUAUUGUUGCAAUUAACUUCUGUACGGAAGUUUCCGAUUGACUGGAAACCAUUUGAAUUAAUAAAAGCAGCAUUUUUUUUAAAACGA